Messenger RNA from Lodderomyces elongisporus, 1197 nucleotides. RefSeq lists its product as uncharacterized. Gene Ontology annotation, biological process: carbohydrate metabolic process. Lineage: Eukaryota; Fungi; Ascomycota; Pichiomycetes; Serinales; Debaryomycetaceae. The coding region runs from base 1 to 1197 and encodes 398 amino acids. The record is from RefSeq and is a predicted model, not a curated record. The transcript has a single exon.
AUGGCACCAUUAGAAAAUCCUAACUUAGAAGGGUACCACGUUGCCCGUCAAAUGUGGUUGGAAUACUAUAAUCCAAAAGCCGGUACAUACAUUGCCAAAAAAAAAUGCAGUGGCUGUUACAACGAUGAGAAAUUUGUCGUUUGGGCAGUUUCAGUGGCAGACCAGGCCAUUGUUGAUGCUGCACGAAUCUACCCGGAGUUUAAGCCCUUGAUUCAACCUGCAAUUGCUAUAUUUGAGAAAUACAAAAAUAGAUCCAAGAAGGGGUUCUCUGCAGCUGAAGGCGGUGACAAUGAUAUCUACUAUGAUGACGAUGCCCAGGUUUGUUCUGCAAUGCUUACUGCAUACGAAGUCACAGGCGACAAAACAUAUUUGGACCAAGGUAGGGAAUUGACAAGGUUUCUCAUGAGUGGCUGGAACGAUAACCCCAAUGCGGUCACAAAAGGCGGUGUGCACUGGCACAUCUCCAAGAAAUUGUUGAAUGCAUGUACCACCGCUGAGGUGGCCAAGGCGUGCUUGCAAUGCUCCAAGUUUAUCCCACUGGAGGCACAAGUUUAUGUUGAUUUUGCUGCAAAAUGCAUUGACUGGCAAAUCAAAGUCUUGCAAGAUCCAGGUGACAAGUUGAUCAUGGAUGGUAUUGGAGAGGAUGGCGACAAACCGGAUGCUGCAAAAUGGUCGUAUAAUACAGGAACUACGCUUUCGGCUGCAGCACACUUGUACCAAAUUACAAAGGACCAAAAGUGGUUAAAGAUUGCUACUGAGUUGGCCGAGGCUGGAAUCAACCAUAACUCAUUCUUUUACGAUCGUGAUUUCCCAAACGACAAACGAUACUGGAGAGACCCAUCAUAUUUCAACCAAUUGUUGAUUGAGGGUUUGGCUGAUUAUUUGCUUUAUGUGGGGCAAGACGUACCCGAGGGAUUGGCACAAAGAAUUCAUGACGAGGUACGAAGACAUUUGAUUAUGUUUUACGAGUUUAUGAAGGACCCUCGUGAUGGCGGAUACAUUCAAAGUUUUGAGCCUCACAAUACAUACAGAGAAGUGUAUGAUGCAAAAUACCACCAAUGGUUUGGAGAUGGUAAAGGAUGGGGGUUGAAAGGCGAAGAUAAGGAUGGUGAAGGAAAUCCACAAAAAUGCCUUAUGGGUCUUGGCUCUGCUGCAAGAAUAUUCUUUCAAGGUGCUAGAAUUGUUCCAAAGAUUUAA